This is a messenger RNA of Lycium barbarum (goji berry), 771 nucleotides long. Its product is annotated as small ribosomal subunit protein uS12. Gene Ontology annotation, cellular component: cytosolic small ribosomal subunit; ribosome. NCBI's taxonomy places the organism in Eukaryota, Viridiplantae, Streptophyta, Magnoliopsida, Solanales, Solanaceae. Gene Ontology annotation, biological process: translation. The coding region runs from base 153 to 581 and encodes 142 amino acids. The record is from RefSeq and is a predicted model, not a curated record. The transcript has 4 exons. Gene Ontology annotation, molecular function: structural constituent of ribosome.
AAAGAAAGGCCCAAGAAACAUAACCCGAGAUCCGCCUUUAAAGGUCGUAACAAGAUUUAGGAUUUCUCUUCACUUGCAGUUAUUCUAGGCUUCGCCGCAGCCCUCAAAAUCCUCCAGUUGCAGCAGCACCAAGGCAACUUCCUUUUAUCACCAUGGGGAAGACACGUGGAAUGGGAGCUGGUCGUAAACUGAAGUCCCACCGUAGGAGGCAGCGGUGGGCUGAUAAGUCUUACAAGAAAUCUCAUCUUGGUAAUGAAUGGAAAAAGCCAUUUGCAGGAUCAUCUCAUGCCAAGGGGAUUGUUCUUGAGAAAAUCGGUAUUGAAGCUAAGCAGCCUAACUCUGCCAUUAGAAAGUGUGCUCGAGUUCAGUUGAUAAAGAAUGGGAAGAAGAUUGCAGCUUUUGUACCCAAUGAUGGUUGUUUGAACUACAUUGAAGAGAAUGACGAGGUGCUAAUCGCUGGAUUUGGUCGUAAAGGACAUGCUGUGGGAGAUAUUCCUGGUGUUAGGUUUAAGGUCGUGAAGGUGUCUGGUGUGUCACUUUUGGCUCUCUUCAAAGAGAAGAAGGAGAAGCCCAGAUCUUAAGUACUUCCAGGUCAUAUGCAAGUGUCUUCUGGAUGAAUUUUUGUUAGAAUCAAUAUGUUUGUUUCUUUUUCUUUUACUCUUCCUUAAUCUUCUACUAGUAUAGUUUGUCAUGUUGUUCCAUGAAAAUACCAGGUCAUUUGUUUCACCCUUUGACAAUGAAUGAUAUUGCGAUGGAAGUUCAAGGGCGCAA